This is a messenger RNA of Neurospora tetraspora, 504 nucleotides long. RefSeq lists its product as uncharacterized. The transcript is spliced from 3 exons. Lineage: Eukaryota; Fungi; Ascomycota; Sordariomycetes; Sordariales; Sordariaceae. The record is from RefSeq and is a predicted model, not a curated record. The coding region runs from base 1 to 504 and encodes 167 amino acids.
AUGAAGUUCUCCACCAUCCCCUCUCUCGCCCUCGGCCUCAUCGCCUUCAGCGCCAACAUGGCCCUCGCCACCCCUACCCCCAUGAACGGCGACAUCACCUCCAGCUUGAUCAACAAGCACCGCAAGACCGUCACCAGCCGUCAGACCUCCACAGUCAACACCACCCCGACCUGCGAGUCCGAGCCCGAGGGAUUCAUGACCAUGUCCGACGCGCGUUCUUGUCUCGAUGAGAUCGCUGCCAAGAGCACCGAGCAGCUGACUGUUCCGGCGCCUGGUGGAGUGCUCUGUGAGAGAACGAGCGGCAAGUUUUGGGCGGGGAUUGGUGGGAGCCGGGAGCAGGUUGCUGCUGCGUCCGACAUCGCUGCUGCUGGAAAGCUUAUUUUGGACGCCUGCAAGUUCGUCGGCAUCCCUGGCGCGCAGACCGAGAUGACUGGUGGUGGAGCGUACGUGGCUACCAACGGCCACAUUUAUAUCAUGUUCUCGAAGGAUGAGCAGGAUGACUGA